This is a messenger RNA of Suillus subaureus, 316 nucleotides long. RefSeq lists its product as uncharacterized. Lineage: Eukaryota; Fungi; Basidiomycota; Agaricomycetes; Boletales; Suillaceae. The coding region runs from base 53 to 280 and encodes 75 amino acids. The transcript has 4 exons. The record is from RefSeq and is a predicted model, not a curated record.
AUUCACUUGCAACAUCACAAAUCCGUUGUUUUGUUCCGACGUACUCCGAACAAUGUCAGAUCGUUCCCAGCUACAGCGGGAAGUUGAUGCAGCAUAUACCAUACAAACGAGGGCCGCGACGAAGGUGCGAAUGACAACAAUUCCGCAUGCUAGGAGCAGCCCAGCAGGAGCUUUCGGUGUUGGGGUCGUCACGUUUGCCCAUUAUGCGUGGCCACUCUUCCGACGACAAACACUCCCAUUCAAAGCAUUCCUGGUGUCCGAUCUACUAGUGUACCACUGACUCUCCCUUGCAGUCACCAUGGCUGGUCUGGUGAUU